AUGUCGGGCGAAACCCCCAAGGAGGAAACCCACGGCAAGGCGUGGGAGAAGGCCGAGAGGAAGUUCUCCCACAAAAAUGCCAGCGAAUAUUAUGAUCCUUGUCAGGACUUUGCGGAUCGAAGUCUCAAGUGCAUGAAGCGCAACGGCUUUGAUCGCGAGAUGUGUGGCGACUACUUCCAGGCUUAUCGAGAUUGCAAGAAGAACUGGUUGAAUCAAAAAAAGGCGGCUUAG
Molecule: messenger RNA, 231 nt
Organism: Penicillium cinerascens
Lineage: Eukaryota; Fungi; Ascomycota; Eurotiomycetes; Eurotiales; Aspergillaceae
Product: coiled-coil-helix-coiled-coil-helix domain-containing protein
Exons: 4
Coding region: 1-231 (76 amino acids)
Source: RefSeq, a predicted model, not a curated record